CAUGCAACGCGGAACGAAAAGACUAAAUGUCCCAACAUGCAACGCGCCCGCAGCGGAUUCCCUGAACCCUCGAAAAAACGACCAAUCCGGACUACAAUACCCGGCAUGCUGCGCAACCAGUGCCUCGCUGCAUGUUGGGAUAUGUAGUCUCCAUGCGCAGCCGCUGCGCCAACCACACCUCCCAUUGUCGCUUCGUUGUCGGCCUCUCCAAGCCGCUCGUCAACAAUAACCGCACGCUAGGGGCGGCGGCUACGCUUCCCUGUAUUCAGCAAGGGCCUAUGCGCACUUUCCCCACGGCCCUCCUAGCCGGGGCUGGCUAAAAGGGGCGUAGCCGCCGCCAUGGCCGGUUGUUGUCAGUCGCUGGCAGCGGGUUAUGGCGACGGCGGUGAAUGAAUUCUCCGGGCGGCAGAGGGAAGAAGAAGGGCUCAGCCGGCUCCAGCUCCCCGUCCCAGGCCCCCGGAGCCUCCCCCUCCUCCCCGGCCGGGCCGGCUCCCCCCCUGCAGCAGCAGCAGGCGGCGGUGGGGGCGGCCGCGGCGUCUCCCCAUAAGCGGAACCUCUAUUACUUCUCCUACCCGCUCUUCGCCGCCUUCGCGCUGCUCCGCUUCGUCGCCUUCCAGCUCGGGCUGCUCUUCGCCUGGCUCUGCGAGCGCCUCUCCCGGGGCGCCCUCAUGGCCGCCAAGGGCAGAGCCGGGGCCGGCGACGCGCCCGAGCCCGGCGGGGCGCCCGAGACGGUGCGAGCCUGCCACAAGCGAGCCUUCGAGUGCAUCUCCGUGGCGCUGCGCAUCGAUGAGGAGGAGAGAGCAGGACAAAAGGAACAAGCUGUUGAAUGGUAUAAGAAAGGAAUUGAAGAACUGGAGAAAGGAAUAGCUGUCUUAGUUAUUGGUCAAGGUGAUCAGUGUGAACGAGCUCGACGUCUGCAGUCUAAAAUGAUGACGAAUUUGGCUAUGGCAAAGGAUCGUUUGCAGCUUCUAGAGAAGCUGCAGGCAGUUUUGCAAAUUCCCAAGCCGCAAAUGGAGGUCUAUAAAGACAGUACUAACCUGGCAUGCCGCAAUGGACAUCUCCAGUCAGAAUGUGGAGCUGUUCCAAAAAAGAAGGAUCCAUUAACGCACACGAGUAACUCCCUUCCUCGUUCAAAGACUGUUGCAGUUGCAAAACCUGGAUCCACAGGCCUUUCUGGUCAUCAUAGAACCCCUAGCUAUAGUGGGGUAUCAACUUUCUCUGUAUCUAGACAGGGAGCCAAUCCUGCAACUUCAACACACAAGACUACUUCAAAAAAUAGCCGAACAAACAAGCCUUCUACUCCUACAACUGCUGCUCGAAAAAAGAAAGACUUGAAGAUAUUUAGAAACGUUGAUAGUAAUCUUGCUAAUCUAAUUCUGAAUGAAAUUGUUGACAAUGGACCAGCUGUCAAAUUUGACGAUAUCGCUGGGCAAGAGCUGGCUAAACAAGCACUGCAAGAAAUUGUUAUCCUUCCCUCCCUUAGACCUGAGUUAUUUACAGGACUUAGAGCUCCUCCACGUGGAUUAUUGCUGUUUGGCCCACCAGGAAAUGGGAAGACUAUGUUGGCCAAAGCAGUUGCUGCAGAAUCAAAUGCAACCUUCUUUAACAUAAGUGCUGCAAGCCUAACUUCAAAAUACGUAGGUGAGGGAGAGAAACUGGUGCGUGCUCUUUUUGCAGUAGCCAGAGAACUUCAGCCGUCUAUAAUUUUUAUAGAUGAAGUUGAUAGCCUUUUAUGCGAAAGAAGAGAAGGUGAACAUGAUGCUAGUAGGCGUCUAAAAACAGAAUUUUUAAUAGAAUUUGAUGGGGUACAGUCUUCUGGAGAGGACAGAAUACUUGUAAUGGGGGCAACUAACAGGCCACAGGAGCUGGAUGAUGCUGUUCUCAGACGAUUCACCAAACGGGUGUAUGUAUCUUUACCAAAUGAAGAGACAAGAUUGAUUUUACUAAAAAAUCUUUUAAGCAAGCAAGGAAGUCCAUUGACCCAAAAAGAGCUGGCACAACUAGCCAGAAUGACAGAUGGAUACUCAGGAAGUGACUUAACUGCAUUAGCAAAGGAUGCAGCACUGGGCCCUAUUCGAGAACUAAAACCAGAACAGGUAAAGAAUAUGUCUGCCAGUGAGAUGAGGAAUAUCAGAUUGUCCGAUUUCACCGAAUCUUUGAAGAAGAUAAAGCGCAGUUUGAGCCCUCAAACCCUGGAUGCAUAUAUUCGCUGGAACAAGGACUUUGGUGAUACUACAGUUUGAAGAACUGCUGUAUAAAAGUGAGGAGAAAGUGCUGUCUGCAAUGAGCAGUUGAUACAGACUGUGGGAAUGCAGCCAGAGUUUACAGGACUUCACAGAUCUUUAAAUAUCUGCACUGGCAACUUGAGAUUUGAUUGAAAAAGAAAAAUUAUACAAUGUGAAAAGUGUUGAUUAAGGCCUCCGUGCCUUUUUAGUCAGGAUUUACUCACAGGGCAUGUAAGUUAAAGCACAAUAAGACCUGGGGUAAGACUUCUAGCAAUCUAAUCAUUAAUUUGUGUAUUUUGUUGGCGAUAUAAGGUCCACUUGUAUUGACUGUUCAAAAAUUUAUACUCAGUUUUUUUUUUAAAUUUUUCACAUGACAUUUACUUUUCCUGCUCUCUACCUGGUAACUACUAACUUAUAACUGGAACUUUGUAAAUUUUUGUUUCAAUUUUUAAUAUUUUUAUCCAUACUGUGCCAAAUAAGCCAUUUCCCUCUGCAACAGGAAGAACAGCAUUGGGAAUUAGCAUUAUUUAAAAAAAAAAAAGUAUCCAAAUAGAAAGCAGCUGGUCUGCUACUACCUUGUCUUUUGUCUGGUUAUAGUGUGGCCAUGCAGUUCACAGAACAGUUUUUUUAAAAAAAAAAGACCUUUGGUAGCAGAACAGCAAAAAUCCUAUCGAACCAGUUGAAAUUAAUAAAAAAUUAUUAUAUUAUAAAAGUGCUAUACUAAGCCAUUUUUGCCGGUGGUAUUUUUCUUUAAUUCAUUUGUAAAGCUUCCACUGUAGAAUGUUGGUUUAUUCUUAUGGUGUGUUAACUUCUACUUGAAGCCCAACUGAUUUUGGAGAGAAUAAAUGAUGCUGUCAAAUUGUGAAGUUUUAGAACUAGUGUUUCUACUCUGUAUUAGUUUGUCUGUGUACAAUAACUAAGUUUGUUUCCAUUCUGGUCCUUGCUUUUUUUAAUUUACAGAGGAGAGCAUUAAAAUAAGUGGCUAGAUAUUUGAUACAUAGCACACACUAACAUUUUUAUACCUUUCAUGUGCUUUGGUUUGUAUACUAAGAUCUAAAAUAAACUCCACUGAUCUGCUUUUUUAAAAAGUAAAAUAACUACAUUCUUAAAAAAAAACUGAAUUUUUAUUAAAUAAAUGACAUACUGUAGUAAACAGAAACACUUAAAUCAUGAUCUUUAAAUACCAUAAUAAAGGGAAAUGCAUAUUUGGCCUGUACUGCAUAUGGGCAACAUUUUGUUUACAAACUUCAUGGUCAACAUUUUGUUUACAAACUCUACUGUGGAGCUAAACUAUGAUUAAAACAUGAGAAAAUGUUUGUAGAAAGGCAUCCUGUAACAGCUUUGAAAAAGAUUUUUCUUCAGUAAUUAAAAAAACAAACAAAACCUCCCCACACUUGUGAAGAUUUUACUACAAAAAUAGUGCAUGGAUUUUUACCGUCCGUGAUUGUUUAAGAAAUCUGUUUAUAUAGUUUGUAGUUUUUCUUCAGAAAUUGGAAACUGAGUUUUCUAUUAAGGUUGUCAUGAAAAUACUUUUCUUACUGCUUCAGGGAGGGAGAAGUCAAAACACUGAGGACAGUUGAUCUUAUAGUUUUAAUUAUAAAAAGAACUAGCUGAUGUAGAACUAAGGUGCUUACAAUUCUAUGACAGAGCCCUCUUUUAUCCAUUGCACAAUAUCAGGACAUAUAUAACAGCAGAAGCUCUGUCAGCUGUUCAGAGACGUAAACAUGAUUGUUCUAUUCAUGUCUGAAGAAUUGCAGAGAGAUUAAUAUUACAAAAAUCAGUUAAGGCAAUAGGAGGUGAUAAGAAAUAGAGGCACUGUUGCACUGAAAUGCCUUUUAAAGAGUAUAACCAGUUUGAUUAGAAAACUUCAAGAGUGCAAAGUUUCUCAAAUGUGUGUCAUACAUAAUUAAGGUAUGUGAGUUCUGUUCCCCUGAUCCACCUCUCAGGACAGCUUGGAAAGGUAGCCACUGCCAGUGGCAUUAUAGGAUUUCAAUGCCUCAGCUUUCUAAAGAGACUUUUUUUUUUUUAAUAAUUCCACUUUGCGUUCUCUUCUGCCUUAGAAUUCUGAAGCACCUGUUUUGCACUGCUGGGUAAUUCAGUCAUAGGUUUCAUCGCUACGGUUGGAUAGUACUUAUUGGUUAAUACCUCUUCGUUAACUAGUCAGACCUCUUAAGACCCCUCAUUUCUCUUUCCAUGAAAUUGUAUAAUCUUGUCUCGAGCACCUUAUCUAAAAUAAAAACUAUUUACCUAAAGUAGUAAUUAUUGCGCCAUAUCUUUAUAGUAAGUAUCUUUUUUCUUUUUUCUGCUAACCAAUCUAAACUUUUCUUUUAGUCCAUUCCUUCAUGUUAGUAGUGUCCAGUGUAAAUAAGUGCUCAUUAGCAGUGUAAUGUUCCACCUGAUGUGUAAGGAUCAUUCCCACCUGUUAAUGUUAAACACCUAGAUGAUGAAGCAUUAUUAGCUAGGAUCAUAGAGAAACUUUAAACAUGCAUAUGCAUCAGAGGGGAAGAGGAUUAGUUCCUUAAUCUUUGCUGUACAGCCAGUACAGGUCACUGACCCCUCUUACACCCUUUUCUCAAGCAAUUAGGCACUGCAUUUUCUCAGAGCACAGAACUGGAAGAGACCAGGCAAAAGUGCAGCUCGGUACUGUAGCACGUUAUUGUGGACUUCUCUCACUACAGGUAUGGCUUGUGAUCAGACUGGAGUCCUGGGAAUGGGCCUGAAUAGGAGAAUGGGUCUGCCUUAUCUUCAAGUCAGCUAUUCCUUCUUGCUUGCCCAGUGGCUCCAUCCAGGUUCUGCGCGCAGAAUUUGAGUUUAAAAAAUUGGCUGCUGUCACUCAAGGUCAAGAUACUACAGAAAGCCAGUCAUUUUCUGAUUAGUAGUGGGAGGAAUCCUUUUUUUUUUUUUUUUUUUUUUAUCUAGUCCUUCACCUAACAGAGGACCUCAAAUACAGUGGAGAGUUUUGGAUUUUGGUCCUCCGCAUGAGUAAAAAGUUGAGCCAUGUCAAGAGGCCACUUUUCACAACCCAGAGUUACAAAAACCAAAGGAGCAGACAAAAAAAAAACAUUGCAGCAAAUGUACCUGAUGACUCAAACUGGAGUGAGGUUAAUUGUAUUUUUGCUCUGAGAGACUCUUAUUCAAGAGUGUCCUUUCUUGAAUGUUUGGUUUCUGAAAUGUUAUAAACAUUGCUAUGGAGUAUUAAGCUAUGUAUAAAAGCAUGCUGAGCAUUCACAUUGCUUUCGUUUCACAGUGUUGGUUGCCCUACAAUAAAAUGUUGCGAUUUGUCUUGUU
Malaclemys terrapin pileata is the source of this 5513-nucleotide messenger RNA. RefSeq names its product spastin (gene SPAST). The transcript is spliced from 17 exons. The coding region runs from base 390 to 2243 and encodes 617 amino acids. Gene Ontology annotation, molecular function: microtubule severing ATPase activity; ATP binding; ATP hydrolysis activity. Lineage: Eukaryota; Metazoa; Chordata; Testudines; Emydidae. Gene Ontology annotation, cellular component: microtubule cytoskeleton. The record is from RefSeq and is a predicted model, not a curated record.